UUCGUGAAGGUAGGCUUAGUCAACGGUAAAAAUAAAAAAAAAGGUGUUGAUGCAAGAGAAGAGUGUUGAGCAUGAAAUCUAAGUAAACUUUCUGUGACAUUUGCUACAUUAACAACGAAUGGUGAUUUUACCAAAUACUAUCCCAUGUCCAAGUCAAUUUACCUCGUUUGGUUAAGAUUUGAGAUAACCGGGACCAAAGAGGGAUUGGAAUAUAUUCAGUAUUUAGCUCCAGGUUAUUCCCUGAAUGAGGAGUCUGAACAAACGUGCAGGAAGACAUAUGCCGAGUCUUUAUCUAGUUCUUCUUCCUCACAAGAGAGAGAGGACAACCCGCAGAUAAAGGAAGACCUGAUUAAAGAGUGCCAAGGGAACAGGAAGUUUGCUGAUCUUACAAUAGAGACGUAUUAUUAUGAAAAUAUGGAGGAAAACAAAGAGGAAAAGACCUAUUUACAUGCAAACAGAGGAAGGGAAGGAUCAGACUCGCCUGAUGUCCAGAAACAAAUGGACAGAAAAUCCAGUUCUAGGGAACCAGAACUGACGAGGUCCCGCGAGGGAUCAGAGUCCUCCACAGCUUCAGUGAGUGGAGCUAACAAGAUGGGACCAAAGGAGGCUUACUUCAGACCAAUCCGGUCAUACAUGGACGAAGGACCAGGACCAGCACCCUCCCCACCAAGGUUAUACGGGGAGGACGGUCCAGGUCCAGCCCCUUCUCCAACCGGUGGCUCUAAUUCUCGGCCUGGCAGUGGCAGGAGGAGUCACAGCCCUUCUGCCCGUUACCCGGCAACCAUCCAUUUCUACUCCGGCAACCCUGCUGUGGAGUGCAUCCAGGGGGUCUUGCAUCUGUAUAAGGACAAUAAGCCGACACCUGUAAAGGGAGACCACCUCCGUAGUGAGCUAAUCUGUAUGCUGUCUGUUCCCGGGGGAUACACAGUCCAUGAUCUCCUCAAGUUUACUGCUCCAGUCAGUGAAGGUAUUGAAUACUUCAGGAUUAUAAGAGACCCUAGCCCAAACCAAUUCAUGGUGCUCGUCAAAUUCAGAAGUCAGGACCAGGCGGACGAGUUCUUCACCACCUACAAUAACUCUCCCUACAACUCUAUAGAGCCAGACAUCUGCCAUCUCAUCUACGUUGCCAGGGUCGAAACGGUGAAGGAAUCGGAGGGUGCGUGCUUGCCCACCCCAGGCGUCACUGAACUCCCCUGCUGUCCUGUCUGUCUGGAGAGAAUGGACGAGUCUGUGGAUGGGGUUCUGACCAUUCUGUGCAACCAUGCCUUCCACACAAAAUGUCUGGAGCAGUGGGGAGAUACCAGUUGUCCGGUGUGUAGGUACAGUCAGACACCCGAGGAGUCGGCCAACCACAGAUGCAUGAAGUGUUCUUCACAAGAGAGUCUGUGGAUAUGUCUGAUCUGUGGUCACAUAGGAUGUGGACGUUAUGUUGGUCUCCAUGCCUACAAGCACUUCCAGGAGACCCAGCACACGUACUCCAUGCAGCUGGGUCACAACCAAGUGUGGGACUAUGCUGGUGACAACUACGUCCAUCGUUUAGUCCAAAGUAAGGGCGACGGAAAACUCGUACAGGUGGGAGAAGGUGGCAGCAGUCAGGUGCAAGGAGAGAAACUUGACUCACUCAGUCUAGAGUAUACAUACCUGCUGACCAGUCAGUUGGAGUCCCAACGCUUCUACUUUGAGGAGAAGAUGAACUUUGUUGAGCAGGAGGCACUUGACAGGAUACAGCUGCUUGAAAAGCGUCACCAGGAAAACUACAGCGAGUACCAACUAGUUCAACAGAUGUUGGCAGACACUCGCAAGGAAAAACAGGGACUUGAGAAAAAGUCUUCUAAUCUGCACAGCCGUCUAACAAAGACGUUGAAGGAGCUACAGGAGGAGUGUGAGAUGAACAAAUGCUUACAGGAGAAUCAGGUUGUAUGGCAGAAACGGGUGGAGACGCUGGAAGGUCAGGUCCGCAAUCUCUCCAUAGACAAGGAGAAGGAAAUUCAAGAACUGCGUGAACAAUUGAGAGAUGUCAUGUUUUAUCUGGAGGCCCAACAGCAACUGGCGUCGACCACAGCAGUGUCUCAGGAGGAAAUACAGGAAGGUCAGGUGGUUGUCGGGGCUACAGGGUCAGCUCCAUCUCCUUCACACAAAAGAGGUAGAAAGAAGGACAGAUAACUGUGAUUUAACACUACUAAAUGUGAUAUUCCCCACUAAUAAUGGGACAUGUAGAUUCCAUUAUGAUAGUGGAGCGGCUAAUCUGCAAUAUUCGAUGUGUCUUGUGUAUUUUAAUUACACACAUGUGCUAACUGCCUGAAAACCUUUUUUCCAGUGUAUAGCUGUAUUGAUCAGCAGGAUGUUGUUGGGCAUUGCUAGAACUCUUCCGAAGUAUGUGUGAGUGUGUAAUUUCCUAGAAAAAUCAAAAAGAUCAAGUCUGGUUAUGUUGAUUCAGAAAUGUUGAUGGUUAUCACAAUAUUUUAAAGUUUGGUACAAGUAGAAAGACGGAAUCAGUAGAUUUUGUUUUAGUGUGAGGAAUGUUAACUUUGCCGUAAUUUCUCUGCAAAAGAAAUCAGAAAGUGAUUUAUGAUCUUUUUAUAGGUAUGCUGUUACUGAGUUUUGUAGAUAUAAGAUGAUACAUUCUCCCACCUCUGUGGAUGAAAGAUACAUGUGCCCCAUGUGGAACACCCAUGUUUAUCCCCCAUGGGUGCACUCCAUAGUCUGGGGCCUGUUCGCUUAUGUGGAACAAACGGUUUGUCUGAUUUUAAAUGUAACAUUUUAUGGUGCAAAUACUGGCAGACCUGCAAAUGUUUAUGACCAAGAAAUACAAGUUUUGGGAGUACAAGUAAUAGGCAGAAAACCCAACCAUAGAUAGAACUAGAAGGGAUUUAUUUUGGAGUCCU
Mizuhopecten yessoensis (Yesso scallop) is the source of this 2885-nucleotide messenger RNA. RefSeq names its product BRCA1-associated protein-like. Gene Ontology annotation, cellular component: cytoplasm. Gene Ontology annotation, biological process: Ras protein signal transduction; protein ubiquitination. Gene Ontology annotation, molecular function: ubiquitin protein ligase activity; zinc ion binding. The coding region runs from base 145 to 2163 and encodes 672 amino acids. The transcript has 15 exons. NCBI's taxonomy places the organism in Eukaryota, Metazoa, Mollusca, Bivalvia, Pectinida, Pectinidae. The record is from RefSeq and is a predicted model, not a curated record.